AAGCGCGGCUCACACCGGUCACCCGGCUGGCGGCGAGGAUGGCAGGCUUCGCGCAACUCGGGCUGUCAUCGUGGCUCGUGGAACAAUGCCGACAGCUGGGUUUGAAGCAGCCCACGCCCGUGCAGCUCGGCUGCAUCCCCGCCAUCCUGGAGGGUCGGGACUGCUUGGGCUGUGCUAAGACAGGCAGUGGCAAGACGGCGGCGUUCGUCCUGCCCAUUCUGCAGAAGCUCUCUGAGGACCCCUACGGCAUCUUCUGCCUUGUCCUGACUCCCACCAGGGAGCUGGCCUACCAGAUCGCCGAGCAGUUCCGGGUCCUGGGGAAGCCGCUGGGCUUGAAGGACUGCAUCAUCGUCGGCGGCAUGGACAUGGUGGCCCAGGCCCUGGAGCUCUCCCGGAGGCCGCACGUGGUGAUCGCCACGCCGGGGCGCCUGGCAGAUCACCUCCGCAGCUCGAGCACCUUCAGCAUCAAGAAGAUUCGCUUCCUGGUGCUGGACGAGGCCGACCGGCUGCUGGAGCAGGGCUGCACUGACUUCACCACCGACCUGGAGGCCAUCCUGGGGGCGGUGCCGGCCCGCCGACAGACGCUGCUCUUCAGUGCCACGCUCACCGACACGCUCCGGGAGCUGCAGGGCCUGGCCACCAACCAGCCCUUCUUCUGGGAGGCCCAGGCCCCGGUCAGCACGGUGGAGCAGCUGGAGCAGCGCUACCUGCUGGUGCCCGAGAGGGUCAAGGACGCGUACCUGGUGCAUCUGGUGCAGACUUUCCAUGACGAGCACGAGGACUGGUCCGUCAUCAUCUUCACCAACACGUGCAAGACCUGCCAGAUCCUGUGCAUGAUGCUGCGCAAGUUCAGCUUCCCCACCGUGGCUUUGCAUUCCAUGAUGAAGCAGAAAGAACGCUUCUCCGCCCUGGCCAAGUUCAAGUCCAGCAUCUACCGGAUCCUGAUCGCCACAGACGUGGCGUCCCGGGGCCUGGACAUUCCCGCCGUCCAGCUCGUCAUCAACCACAACACCCCCGGACUGCCCAAGAUCUACAUCCACAGGGUCGGCCGGACGGCCCGCGCAGGGCGGCAGGGGACGGCCAUCACACUGGUGACCCAGUAUGACAUCCACCUGCUGCACGCCAUCGAGGAGCAGAUCGGGAAGAAGCUGGAGGACUUCCCGGUGGAGGAGGCCCCGGUGCUCCAGAUCCUCACGCAGGUCAACGUAGUGCGGCGGGAGUGUGAGAUUAAACUGGAGGCGGCCAACUUCGACGAGAAGAAGGAGAUCAACAAGCGCAAGCAGCUGAUCCUGGAGGGGAAGGACCCCGACCUGGAGACCAAGCGCAAGGCCGAGCUGGCCAAGAUCAGGCAGAAGAACCGGCGCUUCAAGGACGCGGUGGGGCAGGCGCUGCAGCGGCACAAGGCCAACGGGGCCGGACGCCGGGGACGCCCACCCAGGGCCCAGCCCAAGUCCCCCACAGGCCCCACCCCCACCCAGGGCCCAGCCUGAUCCCCCACGGGCCCCCGUCCCACCCUGGGCCCCCUGGGCCUCCUCCAUCAAACUGGAUGACAUGGAACCUCCUCUCUGGGGCAAGCCGACUGAGAGGCAGCUGCAGAGGAUGAAACAGGCCCUGAGGUCAGAGUGGACCCCAGCCACAGAGACCCCAGCCAGGGCCCCUGCUGGGCUUGGCUUCCCCAUCAAUGAAAGACUUGGGAUUUGUGUCACCCCACAGGGGUGUUGUAUGCAGGAGGUGCUCAAUAAAUGAGUCUUUUGCCUUCCUCA
Choloepus didactylus (southern two-toed sloth) is the source of this 1763-nucleotide messenger RNA. RefSeq names its product DEAD-box helicase 49 (gene DDX49). Lineage: Eukaryota; Metazoa; Chordata; Mammalia; Pilosa; Megalonychidae. The record is from RefSeq and is a predicted model, not a curated record. The coding region runs from base 39 to 1490 and encodes 483 amino acids. The transcript is spliced from 13 exons. Gene Ontology annotation, molecular function: RNA helicase activity; ATP binding; nucleic acid binding.